CAGCUGUGGGCUGUAAAAAUGGAAUUAAGUGCUUGCGGUGGCAGAGUGACUAGACUCAGCUGCUUUACGACCAAUGAAUGACCACCCAAUCUGUCACUGUAGAGGCCAGAUGGGCACAUGACUAAUUGGUUAAAAACAUGGUUGGCACAUGGCUGUGGUAUGUGCCAACCAGCGAGGAAACACAGAAGCUUGCGGGGUGAGUUUGACUCCCAGGUCCCCCUUCACCAUCUCAGUGAGGGUGUAUACCCCAAGAAUAACUACGUCAAUGACAACAAGACUCAGAACAAACAGCACCAUCGCAUAGUCUUGCAGAAAGGUCUAUCAGAGGAACCUUCAAGCCGAGGGGUUUGUUGAAGAUGAGCCAGACUCUAAUCAUCUUGAUGAGGAUUGUGCCGUAGCAGAGGGAAUAGCCAAGAGAAGUCAGCCAGGGAUUGAACUGUGGAGGAA
Molecule: messenger RNA, 447 nt
Organism: Geodia barretti
Lineage: Eukaryota; Metazoa; Porifera; Demospongiae; Tetractinellida; Geodiidae
Source: the annotation of a GenBank genome assembly